AUGGCUGGUAUGGGUCCUGUGCCAGCUUCGCCUUGUGGGAGCCCUGUGUACCCGGACAAGGAGAGAAUCGGACAUGCUUUGCAUUUGCUCUGCACGGCCGCGCUGGUGUUUGAAGCCGAUUCCCUUGUGGCACUGAACUGUCGGAGAGCGUUGAUCAUUGUACACAAUCCAUUCACCCAGGAGGUGGAAAAACGAGCGGCAAAGCCAUUCCCAGCCUCACGCAUGUCGCAGAUUCGACUGACUGGGAACAAACUGAUAGUGAGUCAGGAACAUAUUGACUUGGAUGCGCUUGGAGCACAGCUGGAGAGCAGUUUCAGCCUUUUCACCGGCAAGGAGUCUGGAGCCGAACGCUCGGCGCUGUGGUGGCCCUGCACAGAGUUGAGGGUGCUGCAGCAGCAAACCUCCCAGCACCUUGCGGCCCUCGCCGACAUUCGCACGGACAACGCGAGCCUCAUCUGCCGGCACUUCCGGGCUCCGGCUUGGGAUGAUGGCGCCAACGAUUCGGAGGGAGCGGAGCCUGUGCACUCGCGUGUGCCUCGUUGCCCUCGCUGCGGCUGGGCCGUCGCUCGGGACCAGGACGUGCAGUCCGCGCUUCGCUUCCUGCAUCGGGACUUGCAAAUCUCCACGGAAGACCAGGCGGUUGGUCACGGAGAUGCCCACUUCAUCGAAACCUCAGCAGCUUGCGCUGGGCAGAUCGACCACCGCGCUGCGGAGUUCUUUGAGCUUUGGGCUGAUGGUGGGCUCGCUGCCACGCUCGGCCGUCUCGAUGCCCUGGACUGUUCCCCUUGCGAGCUCCAGGCCCUGGACCGCUUUGCGGCGCAGGUGCACGCGGAGUUCCUGGCUGCCUUGGCAGCGCUGCGCUGCGCCGACGCGUCUGGCGAGGCCCCGUCCGCACUUGAGCCAAAGUUGCUCAAGGCCGUUGAUGUCUUGGAGGAGGCGCUUUGGAAAGGCCUCGGCUUUCCGAGUCUCCACGAGGCUGCGGCAACCGCGGUUUUCGCGCUGCGCCGGGGCCGCUCUGCGGGCCUGGCCAGGCGCUGUCCUGGCAGCAGCCCCUUGCCAACGUAUGCAGCCGCUCUCGAUUCAACCCAGCAGGAGCUGACGCCAGCUUUUCAUCAUGAGCGCGAGGCCCUGCGCCGCUUCGCCAACGGCGAGCCCUUCGAGCCUUUGAGUUUGGCCCUGGCCUACGCUGAGCUCGCCGAAACGGACGUGGCAGCACAGGCGUUGGCUCUUUGUGCACUCUGGCUCCGCGAGGCGGCCGUCCACGGCUCAAGGGAAGCCCAGGUGGCCUUGCCGCUCGUGGUCCAAAGUGCCCACCGGCUUGCCGUGUCUAGCCUGCCACCAGCGUCACAGCUGAUUGUACUGAGGAGCUGCUCGCAGGCGCUGGCCUCAGGCACAGAGAGGGCCUUCGCUGCCCCUGCAAGGGCCGUUGCAGAGCGCUUGGAGGCCUUGGAGCGGCAGCUCCCUUUCACAUCGCCACCGGUGCCGUUGCUUGUGGCGUUCGGCCGGCUGGAGUCUAUCGCCGAACGGCUUCACCUGGCCUAUGCCCGCCUCCUCCAGACGGUGGGUCAGGAGGAGCUUCCCAUGGAUCCACAAGCAGUGGACACAGCCCAGCUGGGCCUCUUUGAAGCUUCUGCCGCUAACGGCAGAAGAGAGGAGGCUGCUGCGCUCCAUCCCUUUGCCGCCAGCGCAGCAGCGCAAGAGCUGGGCCAGGGUGCCGUGCGAAGCCUGCGCCCGGACGGCGUGCCUUUGUCCAGGAGCCCGUACAGCCGGCAGGAGUCGGUAGCCGAGUUUCUCGGCGUACGUUUCCACAAGCGGAGUGGCCUCAAAGAGGUGCUCUUGCGCCGUCCGACUGUGGAGGAGAGCGGUGGCCGCGCGUUUGCGUUCCAAGGCUCCGCCAUCACAGAGUCGGCUUUGCCCCCAAGCCUUGCAGCGGUGCUGCUGCAUGCAGCUGCUCCCGUAGGCGCCUCUUUGGAACCUCUUGGCGCAACGUCACCCCUUCGGCGGCUUGCCGUCUCUGGAGCAAUGCCCGGAAGCGAAGCAUCUGACUUGCUCCGCGAUGCCUUGCUGGAGCUUCAGCGGAUCACUGCAGACUCGGCGCUUUCGGAUGGAACCCUCCAGCUGCGCUGUGCCACUGUCGAGUUCCAGGCUCGCUUCAGUGACCAUGGGCACACGCUCGAGGCCUUGCUGUCUGAGCCGCAUCUGGAGAUUCACUCGGUGCCGGCAGGCCUCGUGCAGAACCUCUCGGCCUUGCUUGCAGCAGAGGAUGCUGUGGUGCAAGGGUUGGUGCCUCUCCGGGCCAUUUGCGGGCUCCGGGCUGCAGCACGGCUUCUGGCGGCACCCUACUCAUCACUGUCUGCAGGGGAGGUGUCCCCUCCACCGACUGCUGCAGCACGCGAGGCUGCUGUGCAGUGGCGCUCCUGGAAGGUGACCUGGCGCGUGAGAAGAGGGAGGUAUGGCUUCAACGGCUCGCCGCCGUCCACGAGGCAUUGUUGCGGGCGCUUGGAUUCCAAAGCCUCGAUCCAGGAAGCUGCUGGGAUGAGAAGAUGUUCACCUUUGCCGCCUGCUGCAGUGUCGGCGAGAACCAGGAGAACUGCUGGCAUGGCGGCUACUCCGAAGAAAGGUGCUGUCAGCCCCUCUCCGCACCUGAACUUCAGAGCGCUGAGGCCCUGA
Symbiodinium natans is the source of this 2670-nucleotide messenger RNA. The record is from the annotation of a GenBank genome assembly. NCBI's taxonomy places the organism in Eukaryota, Dinophyceae, Suessiales, Symbiodiniaceae.